AUGUCCGGUCGUCAAGGUGGUAAGGCCAAGCCUUUGAAGCAAAAGAAGAAGCAACAGCAUGACGAUGAUCCAGAGGAAGCUGCUUUCAAAGAGAAGCAAAGACAAGAUGCUGCUGCUAAGAAGGCCUUCUUGGCCAAUGUUAAGUCUGGUAAACCACUAGUCGGUGGCGGUAUCAAGAAAUCUGGUAAGAAAUAG
Messenger RNA from Torulaspora delbrueckii, 195 nucleotides. It is a transcript of the gene TMA7, whose product is annotated as Tma7p. Bases 1 to 195 code for a protein of 64 amino acids. NCBI's taxonomy places the organism in Eukaryota, Fungi, Ascomycota, Saccharomycetes, Saccharomycetales, Saccharomycetaceae. The record is from RefSeq and is a predicted model, not a curated record. The transcript has a single exon.